Molecule: messenger RNA, 4807 nt
Organism: Solea solea (common sole)
Lineage: Eukaryota; Metazoa; Chordata; Actinopteri; Pleuronectiformes; Soleidae
Gene: paqr4a
Product: progestin and adipoQ receptor family member IVa
Exons: 3
Coding region: 850-1776 (308 amino acids)
Cellular component (GO): membrane
Molecular function (GO): signaling receptor activity
Source: RefSeq, a predicted model, not a curated record
AUGCGAUGCAGGGGAGCUGAGGCCGCCAGGGAGAACACCGCAUGUCAGGGAAUACAGCCAGUCUGAGAUAAUGGCGGAACGCAGUUGGGUGAACCCGGUAUCGGAAAAACUGAAUUUAAUCUUUAUGGACGUUGCCGUUUGUGCUUGGAGUCAGUCGGCUCAUAUAUCAUCGGCUCCCUUAUCCCCAGUCACAGGACGUCGGUAGCGCCGUUCCCGGUGUCUUCCAGGCGGCUCGCUAGCCCCUAGUUUUUCCUUAAAUCUCAGCUUCACAAUCACGGAUCUCAUUGUUAUUUUUGUCCUUUUUAAAAAAAACAAAAAAAUAAUAAUAUAUACAGCUGUGUGAAAACAAGCCUGUUACAAACGAAGCGGACGUGAGGAAUAUGCCACUGGUUUGCUGGUAUUAAAGUAAGUCAGGUAUGACCUGCUAGUCCUCCGCUAGGAUCAAGCUAGCAUCAUCUAGAGUUGGAUGGAGCCUCAGCGGCGGCUCUCACAGCAUCAUCCCAGCCCGGGACGCGCUGCUGCCGCAGCAGCGGAAUGCUAACGACGAAAGAAGAAGCGGGGACAUGUUGUUUUUACGCCGCUACCGGCGGUUUUAUGAUUGAGGUGCUCCACUUGUACACUCUUACAUGUCUAAUGUAAUGAAUACGCCCAGGUUGCAGCAUGUAUGUGGCUGGUCGUGUCUGCCUCCACCCCUGCGGAUGACACACGUACAUAUACCGGCGGCUCAGAGCAAACGCAGCCGGAGCGGUCACACCGUCGCCGGGUAGCGCCGAGAGACUCCUCGCUACUAGCGCCGAACCAGGCGGCUAACAGCACAGUAGGAAAGACCCCGAAGAAACGGCAACACCAAUGGUGUCCCAUAAGGUUUUAGUCGCAAUAAUCCUACUUAACGUGUACAUCGGUGUACAGUCCGCGUUUUACCUAUUCGGCGGCGUUAUUUUAACCGCCCUGUUUGCUAUGGCAUAUUUAAAUGGACCCAGGCUGCUGGACUGGGCGAGUUCACCUCCACAUCUUCAGUUCAACAAAUACGUCCUGACGGGAUACCGGCCCAUCUCCUCCGUGCAGGAGUGCAUCAGAAGCCUGUUUUACCUGCACAACGAGCUGGGAAACAUUUACACCCAUGGCAUUCCGUUGCUCUGCUUCCUGGUGCUGCUGCCGCUCAACAUCCCCUGGUCUCAGAUCAGUGUCACGUGGCUGGGCGUGGUGCACUUCCUGGCGUGCCUGUCGCCGCAGCUGGGCUCCGUGCUCUACCACCUCUUCAUGAACCACGAGGGGGGCGAGCCCGUCUACCACACCCUGCUCAAGCUCGACGUGUGUGGAAUCUGCAUGAUCAACACACUGGGGGCUCUGCCCAUUGUCUACAGUACUCUGCUGUGCUACCCAUUCAUCCGCACCGUUGCUCUGGUCGUCUACAUCCUGCUGUCCUCCCACGCCAUCUACUGUGCCGUGACGGCGCGGAGCAGCGUUCGCCGGCUGCGCUCCUUCGCCUGGCAGGCGCUUUUCCGCUUCUCCUUCUUCCUGCUCCGCUGGGCGGGCGUGGGCGGCGGCAGCCCCACCUCGCUACGCAACUUCAUCACAAUGGAUGUACUGGCUGUGCUGGGCGGGGUCAUCAACAUCAUGCGCAUCCCAGAACGCUUCCGCCCGGGUCUCUUUGACUACUGGUGCAACAGCCACCAGAUCAUGCAUGUUCUAGUGGUGGGCUCCAUCCUUUACUUACACUGGGGUGUGCUGGAUGACCUGCUGUGGAUCAACAGCUACAAUUGUCCCUCUAACUGACCCCGCCUGCAGCCCCCACCCCUAACACAAGGAGCACCGGGAUGUAACAUUGGAGGACUUCAUGGGGGAGGGGGUUGUUUUCUGGAGAAGGAUGGGGAAGCGGGGGAAAUCAGGGGAGGAGUGAUGCGGUGAGGUGAGGAGACAUGACGCCAUGUGUGCAUGUGUUCUCGUACACUCAAACUCAGAAUGUUCAUAUCGCCGUCCAUUUCUGUGUUGUCUGGGAAACGCAGGCAAAUGUAUGUCAAGUAACACGCACAAGCAUUUAGACUCGCUUAUCGCACACACACAAACACACUAAAAUGUAACUAUUUUAAGACCUUUUAUGUACUUAAUGAGGAUUAAACCCUAUAGAGUCUUUGGCAAAUGCUCAAGUAAAACAAGUUACUGCUGAGUUUGACGUAAAAUGAUUUCUACGUGAGCAUUCGCUGAUGUCAUAGAUUAUGACAGUUUGCAGUGGAACGAUAUCAUGUCCCCUCAGAUGUCACUGUUGCUCCCUAUGCAACACAUUCACACACAACACACACUACACACACUCCCUCACCCCUGUAUUUUUAUACGACAUGGACAAAGUGCAAGUGCUGCACACAGCGUUCGUAGAGUUGUCACUUUGUCCAUCUGAGCUAAUUGUACUUGACUCGUUUGUCCUCUCUCUCUCUCUGUUUGUGUCUCCUUGGUUUCUUUUGCCCGUGAGUGUGCAAAGGAGACGGGUGGCGGGGUUCAUUCCUCCUGAGUGAGGCAGCACACGUGGCUGCGAGCGUCCUUGCUCUGGGUGUCUUGUGCCACACUUAGCAAUCAGUGGAGCAGUGUUAUCAGCUCUGUUUGCAGCCUGAACUCGGUGCCACUGGCGUUCAUGCGUUUAUCAUCAGGAAAGAAGUUGCACAUGUUUACAAGCGGCGUCGUUGCCGGGCGUUACUGUUGGCCAAGCUUCUCUUUAUGUCCUUAUUUGUGUAUAUUUAUGACAACCCCGACAAGCUGCAGGGAAGAUUUUAUCUUAUUUGUUUUAUUCUCCCUCUAAUGUACAUUUUUAAAAUUACAAUAUGCAACAAGAUAGCAGUUAUUUUUAACACUGGAAUGGUCAUUUGUGUACAUGAAAUAGUAAUGUACACGUGGCAGAAGCAUGCACUGAAAGCUGUACAACAACUUUGAUGUAACUGAGUUGUUUUCACACUGUAACACUAUUUAGACUCUUACUAUUGGAAUAUUACGCACAUAAUUCUGUAUUUAAGAAACACUAUGCUUUGUGUUGAGAACGCUGAGGCGGUGCGUGUCCGUCGGCUCCUUGAAAAGUGUUGUUUCUGUGCAGCAUCACUGGCUGACGGAUGAAGGUAGAGGUCAGAAAUGAACGUUUGUGCAAAGCUUUAGCGUUAGUGUCUGCUUUUUAAGUGAGAAAAUGAGUCACACGUUAUAAUAAUAUUGUCUUGCCUCCAUGUAUAUUUGCCAUUUGCUCUAAAGGGGAAAAUAACUUGCACAGCCUUCUACAGAGGAAGUUACUGUUCAUUUUUACCAAAGACGGCUUUAAUGAACACUCUUUAUUUGGAUGACAUCAGAAAUAUUGAUGGUUUACAUUAUUUAUUAUUGUUAUUAUUGCCACUUAAUACUUCAUUGUUUUUGAAUAUGCACUGAUUUUGCUCUGCAGCUGGAUUUAUGUUAUUGCACUAUUUAUCAGGCCAACCAGAGGUUAAAGACACUUAUGUCCUUUUUAGAGUGGUGGUGUAUUUUACUAAGCUGACCUAACUGAGCAGGACUGAACCCCUUCACCCUGUUGUCGUGUGUAAGUAACUGCACUUCUUUCUCUUUUUUGAAUGGUUACGAUCACUUUUGGCUCCUCCACCAUUUUUGUCUCAGUUGCUGCUCUCGAGUCAAAGGAAAUGCAGCGCUCCUCCUUUAUGCACAAAUGUCAAAGCCUGGUUUUUAUUUUCUGGAGGCAGUGCUUGUGAAAGAUGUGGGCCUUGUUUUUCAUGCCAACAGUCGCAGCCGCCCACUGACUCGUUGCCAAUCCCGUCACCUGCACUCGAUCUUGCCAAAUGAGCAGUAUGUGAGGCGUGUUCACACAGUGACUCAUAAAGGAGAAGAGGGAUUUCCCAGUUCGUCAUCACGUACAUUAUCCUCAUUAGUUUCCACUGUCACUGCCCCACCCCUGGCCUUGAACCUGUAACGUCUCCUACUUCAUAUUUACCGACUACGACCGUGGUACAAUGUAAAAGUUAAUGUUUUAUUGGCCACUGAAUGAAACUGACACAUUGCAUGAAAGUAGCUGCUAGUGUUACCUGAUUCGCUGUAGCCAAACACAGGCCCCUUUCCCCCGCCACUGGAAAAAAUGACAGUGUGUACAUAGAGACUGAAUAAUGAAAAUGAUUGUUGUCUUCUGAUUUGAAUGGUGAAGCCCAGGAAGUAAGGACAGAAGUAGCAGUUGGCCACCAGGGGGCAACUCCAAUGUUUGCCAAUAGAACUCAGUGUGAAAAUGACCCUCUCACUUUAUUUUAGAACGUCAGGAAACAUUUUUCUGAGGAUUCAACAGCCUCAAAGUCUAGUUUUAAGGUUUUCUUCAAUAGCACAUGAUGUCAAUUUUGUAAAUUAUUAUCGGUCACCAGUAAAGGAAGAUGAUUGGAGUUGGCGACAAUGCGUCGCUAUCAAAUAAACUGCACUGUUCAUGUUCAUUGUUCUCGAAAAAAGGGCUUUGAAUCAAAGUAAACGACAAUUUUGAACCGUAUUUAAAGUCCAUAUAAAUAAUGUAAAUACAUUUAUGUAGAUCCUAUAUACACACAGUGCAGAAGAUAAUACCUUUAUUCCUUUUUGAUACGUACUUAGUAUGAUGAGGAAAGACAAAUAAGAAGACGGGGGGAUUAGUCGCUCUGCUCUCUUUCACAGCCAAAGUGAGACAUGAGAGAGGGAAGCAGAUGCAGCGCAGUACUGAUUAAUAGCAGAUAAAUAUCAAAGAUGCCUGUUUUCUUAGUUAUUUCCAUAAGUGUGUAAAAUUGGUUUGAGUGCUAAUGUAGGCUCUUGACAUUAUGUGACCCCCCCCAACCCCCCC